Molecule: messenger RNA, 2363 nt
Organism: Brassica rapa (field mustard)
Lineage: Eukaryota; Viridiplantae; Streptophyta; Magnoliopsida; Brassicales; Brassicaceae
Product: F-box/LRR-repeat protein At3g58980-like
Source: RefSeq, a predicted model, not a curated record
AUCUAUCUAUUCAUACGUCUCUACUUCGUCUUCAUCUUCUUGUGGAAUUCUUAGCGUCAUGUUUGAAGUACCCAACGGAACGCAUUGGUGCAAGAAGAUGGACCGAAUGAGUGGUCUAGCAGAUGAAACGCUGAACGUGAUCAUGGGCUUUAAUGGUGCAACAGAAGCUGCACGUGUGUUGACUCUUGCAAAAAGAUUCAGGAACCUACAUACCGUUGUAGGAUCACUCAACUUGGACGACAUAAAUGACUUUCAUGGUACGUUCUCCGAGUUUGUAAGUGAGAGAUUGGGUUUGCUGGAAGAUAAUCAAUUUGUAAGGAGGUUCUCGUUGAAGGCAAGAGCUAUUCUUGAUCCAGCUGACAUCGCACAGUGGUUACGUGAUGUGUUGAAGCGUGGGGUGGUGGAUGUUAGUUUACACAUUCAUGGUAAUAAUGGUGCUCCACUUCCCUUGGAGUUGUUCAAUAGCAGAAGUGUUGGUAUGCUUAGACUAGGGCGUCACUUGGUGAUCAGUGAAGUCCCCGCAACUGCUGCUCUACCCGCCCUUGAAACUCUUGUUCUCGACUCUGUCCGCUUCCAUGCCUUUGGUGAUUGUGCGUUUCAGGCGUUUCUGUCAGCUUGCCCUACGCUUAAAGAUCUAACAAUAAAUGGUUGGUUUUGGGAAACGUGGAGAUGGGGAGGGAUGUUGUCUAAUAAUUCUCUUCAACGACUUACUAUUACUCGUAGAAUGCAAAGUGGGUUUGAUGGCUUUGAUUAUCAGGAGAUAAGCUUCCAAACUCCAAGUCUCAGAUACCUAGACUACACCAACUUCGUUCCUGAUGCCUAUCCAGUGGUCAACUUGGAGUCACUUGAAGAAGCUAAAAUAGAUCUUCAGGUGGUGGAAGAUAGGGAAUGGUUUGGAGAACUUUUAGAGGAUCCUGACCAUCUAUCAAGUAAUCCCACAAACUUCAUUGAGGGGAUAAAGAAUGUAAAGUCCCUAACGUUGUCAUCUUCGUCUACUUUUCAGACGCUUUACUUCUUCCGUGAAUCAAUUCCCUUGUUUGAAAACCUGCAUCACUUAACUAUGAGACAUAGUGACAUGCGCAUUUGCUGGCGAUUUCUUCCCUUUUUGCUUAGCAAGACUCCAAAUCUCAAGACCCUUCACAUCGAGGGAGGUUUGCAUUACGCUCAAAAAUCUGAGUCACUUGAUUAUGUUUGCGAGUGUGUUUCCGAGUAUUCUUGUCUAUCGUCGUGUGCUGUGGAGUUCAUGGAUAUAAACCUGUGGGACGAUGGAGCUGAAGGAGAAAUGGAGCAAAUAAAGCACUUCUUAGGCAAAUUAGCACAUCUUGAACUGCUCAAAGUUCACUCAUUGGGAAGCAUAAGUGACGGGGAGAAGUUAAGAAUCACCAAUCACCUGCUCAUGCUUCCAAGAGCAUCUGUGCAAGGUGGAGAUCUCUUUUCGUUGAUACUACCAACUCAAACAUGAAGGCUGAUCUCUGAUUCUACUACUUCAACAAGUCAUUAAUUAUCGGUUCACUUUUAACACUAGUUACUCUUUUGUUUUCUGUUAUUGGACAUCUUUUAGUCUGAUCUUGGCUAUAUUCUAGGCAUUAAUUGUUUGCAACGAAAGUCUCUCUGAUGGUUUUGUUUUUAACUGAUCAUAUGAACGUCAAUCCAAGUAGAGCUUACUGAUAGACCCGUUGAGAAAGAUUUUUUAUUAAAUAAUCAAAACUUAAAAGAAGGGACAUUAAUUAAGGUAUUAUUGGCUACAGAAAGAAUUCAAACCAGAACUACUAAUAGUUAACGACUUCCAACUUGCAAUUUGGUGAAGCUCUCGGGGCCAUCCUCAGAUCCUCGAAGACUUGAGAGAGACGCAAGUCCUCCUCUAAGGAGGCAUCCAAGUCUAAUACGAUGGCCAGUUGUUCAAGCAAAGGCAUUUUCUUGAGGAAAUGCUUGACUAAUGACAUCUCUCCACAAGUUGCACCAAAGUUUAAUAUCUUCAAGAUCUUCACAGGACAAGAUGAUAAACACGAAGAAGAAGACCAAGGAGAGAUACAGUCACAAGCAUCUCCGCAUCCAUCCGUAACACGGUGGUACAGACCCUGAGGAAGGAAGGAAGGAAGGGGCAUAAAGACACGGUAACAUACAAAUUGUUAAAACAUAUAUAGUUUGUGCGUGUUCUGCAUGUGACUUACAUGGAAGACGAGAGUUUGUAGACUGGGGCAGUUGAUGAGCAAGAGAGGCAAGGCAUGCCAUCCUCGUUCAUCGUCACUUUCAAUAGAUAAAUGAUUCAAAUUGUGGAAUACCGGAACCAUCUUACAAAAGUCUGCAAUCACCUGAAAACAUGAAUAAAACUAGUUGGACCAUGCAAGAGUAACAACUAAUAA